UAGCUAUUUGUCACGUACGGUACAUGGUUUCAGUGAAAGUAAAGAAACACAAAAAUGCGAGUUUUUUCUUUUGUCUUGAUUUUGUAUACUGUUUCAUGUGAUCACGAUACCGUUACACUUAUCCUAGCCAGAGGUGGUUCAAAAGGUAUACGACUAAAAAAUCUACAGACAGUAGGUGGUUUAAGUCUCAUAGCACGAUCUAUUUUAACGGCAAGAAAAGUGGGAUUAUCCAACAUUACUGUAUCUACCGAUCACCCAUUGAUCGCUUUGGAAGCUUUGAAAUAUGGAGCUUCACCGUUCCGACGAAGUUGGAUAACAGCUUCACAUAUUGCUCCGUCUAUUUGGGGCGUACAGGAGUUUGUUGCGACCACGCUAAAAGCUAAAGUGGUAGUUUUGAUUCAAGCAACAUCUCCAUUUAUUUCGUACUUGAAUCUUAAAGAUGCAAUUAGAAAACUGCAUUAUCCAAAACCUUAUGAUUGCGUUUUUGCAGCUACUAGAAGCUUUAAACUACGGUGGAAUUUCAUGAACGGAACCCUUAGUCCGACAAAUUUUAACAUCGUUAAAAGACCCCGAAGACAAGACUGGCAAGGGGAAUUAAUAGAAACUGGGGCAUUUUACAUAUCACGAGUAGAAUUAAUAAAACAAGGAAUUUUACAAAAUAAUAACUGCACGGUUUUAGAGACGAAUGCUAAAGAAAGUUUGGAAAUUGAUUCUUUUUACGACUUGAAAGUUGCAAAUGUUUUACUUAGUUCUAACUUAAUUUUGACUUAGUUUAGAUCAAUUCGACAAAAUAAACACUUUAAAAUACCUACAAUUACAAUUUAAAAAAUAUGACUAACACAGAAAUAGUAACAUAUGAAGAUCUUGAGGCAACUGAUGUGAUCAGCGUAGAAUUAGUACCAGAACGUAAAGGAUUAAUACUAAAGCAUUGUGAAUAUUACGUAAGCUCCAGAAGACACGGAACAACUGUGACCCGUAGAUAUAAUGAGUUUGUUCAACUGUUUGAUGUAUUCUGUGCUAAAUAUCCAUAUCGCGCUGUGUGCCGUUUGCCGCCCAAACGCGUUGUGGUAGGCGGCGGCAGUACA
Messenger RNA from Papilio polytes (common Mormon), 1085 nucleotides. RefSeq names its product N-acylneuraminate cytidylyltransferase (gene Csas). The coding region runs from base 55 to 771 and encodes 238 amino acids. The transcript is spliced from 7 exons. The record is from RefSeq and is a predicted model, not a curated record. Gene Ontology annotation, molecular function: N-acylneuraminate cytidylyltransferase activity. Lineage: Eukaryota; Metazoa; Arthropoda; Insecta; Lepidoptera; Papilionidae.